AUGUCUCUUCCCUACGGCUACCAGCCUCAGUUCUACUACGCGACUCCUUACCUUUCCCCUUAUUACCAUCCGACCCACAUCUCCCCCUAUAUCCCGAGCGUAAAUCUUCCCGCAUCUCCUCAGGUAACCCAGCGUCGCGUGCAUUUUGACGAUGGGGUAGUACCAUCCCCUCAACCUCGCUCCCGGCGACCUUCAUGGCAUGCCGGCAUGGAAGGCAUGGCACCAGCACCUAACCCGGCACCUUUCCCGUCUCCUCCAUUCUUGUAUACCUCUCUCCCGCCUAUGUCUCCUUACGUUCCGCCCGCAAGUUACACUCAUCAGCGACGGCGUUCCGAUAGCUCGCUCCCGCAGCCUACAUGGAUUGCUAUCCCUACAUACUCCACGUAUGCCCAGCCAGUCGUUUAUCCUAGCCCAGCUCCAGCACCCGCCCACCAGCUGCAUCCUCUCAUCGAUGGCGAGUCUCUACAAGGACCCUCACUCCUCUUCGACAUCUCUCUCAACGCGUUUACUCCCCGCCGCAUCACCUCCCACGGGCGGGUCAGUGAUUCCACGCUGGGUCUCGAGGAGCUCGGCGAGCAGGCGACGCACCCAGGUGUUACGCGUAUGAAAAUAAUCUGUGACGCGAUCCCUCAGUGGCCCAUCGUGCUGGAGGCAGAGCGCGACCACGGGAGGUCGCCCUAUCUUUCUGUCCCCAGAGCCAAUCACUACGCGCCGAUCACUGUUGGCGACGUCCUCAUCGCGAUUCACCGUACGCUGCAGACGCAGAUCUCACACGUCGACUGGGCACGGCUACCUUCUGGAGACGACGUCGCCGUCGCGCGCGCAUAUACCCGCCGCUGCCGCACGUUCCCGUCCGCGGAGGCCUUCGAGGCGAGCCAGGGCGUGCGUCGCGUGGACUACCUGCUCGACAAGUUCAUGUUCAAGGGACUGGUGCGUACGUCGUACCGCGGAGGCUUCGAGCACGUCAAGCUGCUUGUGGGGCCGGCACCGAGGCGGUAG
Sparassis crispa is the source of this 999-nucleotide messenger RNA. RefSeq lists its product as hypothetical. Bases 1 to 999 code for a protein of 332 amino acids. The record is from RefSeq and is a predicted model, not a curated record. NCBI's taxonomy places the organism in Eukaryota, Fungi, Basidiomycota, Agaricomycetes, Polyporales, Sparassidaceae. The transcript has a single exon.